AUGUGUGGACGAUACGCAUUAGGCAUUCGUGCCUCCUUCGUCCGCUACCAGCUUGAGCAGCAAGGUAUGCCCGUUGAUGAAGCACCGGAAGAUGAUGAAGCGCGAGAGACGUACAACUUCCCCCCAGGUUCAUACGGCCUAGUAUACCGAGCAGAUGUCCCAGACCACGGUGUAAGAGACACAGACGACUCCGGACCCAGCAGUACUGCACCACAAGACGAGCAACACGAGGAACAGUUUCCGCAGCACGAUGGGGCUCAAGAGUCCGUCGCGCCCGCAGCCAGCCAGCCGAAACACUACAACUACCAGAUCAAGGUCAUGAAGUGGGGGUUGAUCCCUUUCUGGACGAAACGCUCCCCUGAUUACGGCUCAAUGUUGCGCACAAUAAACUGUCGCGACGAUUCUCUCCUCGAAAACAAGGGCAUGUGGAAUACGAUGAAGCAGAAGAAACGCUGUCUGGUGAUUGCGCAGGGAUUCUACGAGUGGUUGAAGAAGGGGCCAGGUGGCAAAGAGAAGAUCCCACACUUCGUCAAGCGAAAAGAUGGGCAGUUGAUGUGUUUCGCUGGUCUGUGGGAUUGUGUCAAGUAUGAGGAUACGGAGGAGAAAUUGUACACAUACACGAUCAUCACGACGGACUCGAACAAACAGCUAUCGUUCUUGCAUGAUCGAAUGCCGGUCAUUCUCGAGCCAGGUACAGAAGAAGUCAAGCUUUGGCUAGAUCCGACGAGAAAUAAGUGGUCCAAAGAACUCCAGGCUCUUCUGAAACCGUACCAGGGAGAAUUAGAAUGCUAUCCCGUCAAUCAGGCUGUAGGCAAAGUGGGCAACAAUUCCCCUAGCUUCAUUGUGCCGAUCGACAGCAAGGAGAACAAGAAGAAUAUCGCAAACUUCUUCAAGAAUACUCCACCAAAGAAGACCAAAGGGAAGGUCGAAGAAGAGCCGGAAGAAGACAGAGAGACGGUCGAACACGACGGAACUGAAAACAAGGCACCCUUGCCUGCGACCGCGAACCCGGUAGAGGAAAAGCGCGGACAAAAGCGAACACACGAGGACGAGGGCGAAGAAAGUCCAACCAAGAAAGUUGCGAAAAUCCCCUCUCCGCCGUCUCCUGUGAAGUCCCUUCCGAAAGCUGUAGGGGGCAAGAAGCCAAAGAGUGCGACAAGCAACAAGAAUAUGACGCUCAAAAGCAGCCCAGCAAAGAAAACCGAGUCCGGGACGCGGCGCAUCACCAAUUUCUUCACCAAGUGA
This is a messenger RNA of Cladophialophora yegresii CBS 114405, 1245 nucleotides long. RefSeq lists its product as uncharacterized. Gene Ontology annotation, molecular function: single-stranded DNA binding. Lineage: Eukaryota; Fungi; Ascomycota; Eurotiomycetes; Chaetothyriales; Herpotrichiellaceae. Gene Ontology annotation, biological process: DNA damage response. The transcript has a single exon. The coding region runs from base 1 to 1245 and encodes 414 amino acids. The record is from RefSeq and is a predicted model, not a curated record.